UACCAGACUUUAAAAUAUCGCGAUAUAUUCAGACAAAAUAUCGAUAUAUUGUUAUAUUUUUCCCAUCCCUAUAAACAGCUGACUGUGAAUCCUAAAAAAAAGAUGAGCCUAAAUAGACGCAAACUAUCCGUUUCGUGGUCGCAGUAUUACGAGGAGAUGCUUUUGGAUAUGUGGGAAAGGAGCAUACGGAACUUGGAGCCGUAUACCGGCUUGACAAAAACUCAAAUUAGGAGGAUGAUGGCCAAACAGCUGGACGAUGCUGGAUUUAUUGGAAUCGAGGCGAAAGAGGUGCGCAACAAGCAGGAAAACUUAACCAAGAAGUACAGAGUGGAAGCAAAAAAACUGGAGUCGCAUUGGAUUCACUUUGAGAGACUCCACGAGAUGUUCAGGCACUGCAGACCUGCAAACCCGGUGGACAGUUUUGAUAAGUUUGACGAAGCUUACGAAGAAACUGAAUACUUGACCGAAUAUCUGGAGGCCAAUGCCGAAGAUUUAGAAGGGAAACGUGACGACCAGUCUCCCGAGCCAACCCCGAAAAAAGUAAAAAGACCUGUUGCCCAGGAAAAAACUACGGGGUAUCGUGACGACGACCAGUCUUCCAAGCCACCCCCGAAAAAAGCGAAAAAAUCUGUUCCCUUCGAGGUGGGAAUGCUGGCGGCCGCUAGAGAACGCAACAGGGAGCUGCGAAAGUUUAGGGAGCAAUUAAUAUAUCUGGGCGAACGGCGUCUGACCGUUUUGGAGCGUUUGGAAAAAACUAUGAACCGCAUGGAAGCAGAAAAUUCCCGAUUCCACCAACAAAUGUUGGAAAAGAAAUCAUAACAAUGUGAUUUUUCCCUUAAAGAUCACUUUAGGUUAUAAUUUAUAGUUUACUAUAGGUUAAGUGUGAUUCUUAUAUUCCAAAGUUCUGUUUAAAAGGCGCUUUUAUACGUUCUUGUAAAUCUUUUUUAAGAAUCAAACAAAGCUUGGUACUUUUGCUCCUUUUGUUGUAGAAAUUCGGUUGCUGUGGAAGCAAUUUUGACUCUUUAUCGUAAACAUUACAUCCUUAUUUAGCUUAAACUUGAUGUAUUUUCAUAUCUAAUCCUCAUUGCGCCAACUAUUUUUGAAAUAUCUAAGCAAAUACACAACUUCUUCUUCUAAAAAGCA
Molecule: messenger RNA, 1143 nt
Organism: Drosophila kikkawai
Lineage: Eukaryota; Metazoa; Arthropoda; Insecta; Diptera; Drosophilidae
Source: RefSeq, a predicted model, not a curated record